AUGGCCCCCAAGAGAACCCGCAAAGUCCCGCAGCAGCAAACCAGCAGCAGCAAACUCGACACUCCCUCCCCCCUCGCCAAACCCAGCAAGAUGAGCUCCCAAGAACGCGACCAGCAGCAGCAGCUGCAGCAGCAGCAGCAGCAAAUGCAGAAGCUCCAGCAGCAGCAGCAGCAGCAGCUACUGCAGCAGCAGCAGCAGGCUGAAAAGGAAGCUAUGGAUACACCCCAAAAACCCCAACAGCAAGAACAAGCCACAAGAGAAACCACACCGGAGGAAAAGGAAGAAGACAGCCUUGUAUCUCAGCAGCAGCAGCAGCAGCAGCAACUGCAGCAACAACAGCAACAACAGCAACAACAACAGCUGCUUCAGCAGGCGUCGCAGGAGCAGCGACAGCAGCAGCGGCUGCAGGACGAGCAAGAGCAGCAGCUGCAGCGCCAACAAGAGCAACAGCAGCAGCACCAAAUGCAGCAAGAGCAGCAGCAGCGCCAGCAGCAGCAACAGCAGCAGCAGCAGCUGCAGCUGCGCUCUGCUGCACCUCAAAGGGUGUCUGUACACUGGAAGCAAGACGUGGUCGACAAGCUUCGGCUGCCUGGCCCCACGCUGACGCUGGCGCAGUUCCUGCAGGCCUUCGAAGACAGCAGCAGCGGCAGCAGCAGCAGCUUGUGCUGCUCUGUCUUUGAGCAGCUAAAAAGCGAAGGUCUUGCUGCUGCUCCUGACACAAUUGCCAUGCCAACUUUGCUGCAGCUGCUGCAGCAGCUGCACGAAACAGAUAUUAAACUCAUCGUAGGCCUCACGCGGCAGCUCGUCAGCCACCUCAGGGGUAAGAGCAGCAGCAGCAGCAGCAGCAGCAGCAGAUGCAGCAACAGCAGCAGCAGCAGAGCCAGACUGAGCAGUAGAAGCACAGCAGUAGAACACUCGCUAAGACACACACUGCAGCAGCAGCCGCAGCAGUCACAGCAGCAGCCUCAGCAGUCACAGCAGCAGCAGCAGCAGCAGCCGCAGCAACAGCAGCAGCAGCAGCAGCAGCAAAUGCUGCAACUGUUUCCAAUUGUUUUGCUGCAGACAUCGACAGCAACUUGA
Messenger RNA from Eimeria tenella, 1080 nucleotides. RefSeq lists its product as uncharacterized. Bases 1 to 1080 code for a protein of 359 amino acids. The transcript is spliced from 2 exons. The record is from RefSeq and is a predicted model, not a curated record. NCBI's taxonomy places the organism in Eukaryota, Apicomplexa, Conoidasida, Eucoccidiorida, Eimeriidae.